CGAAUAUGGAGGAAAAUAUGUUUUAUUUAGAUAAAUAGACACACAAAUCUAAAUGGCAUUUAGUUCUAAUGACAUCAUUUGGAUUAAUUGCAUCUUCAUAUUGUUUAGUUUUACCUGCUUAGAUGUAAACUUAAAUUGGAGAAGCAUUUAAUAUUGAUGAUCCAAAAUAAUUCUUAACAUGGUUAACAUCAUUACACUUUUUAUUGAAUUCAUUUUUGCCUUUCUUUUCUGGUUUGAUAAGAGAUUUCUAUGGUGAUAGAAAAAGUAUUAUAUUUUAAAAUGGAUUAUGCACACUUGGUUAAAUUAUUGUUACUUUUGGUAUUUCAUCUGGAAGUCAAUUUGUAUUCAUUAUUGGAAGAAUAUUAUUGGGUUGGGGAAUAGAAUCACUUUUAAUAGUAUUAACAUCCUUUAUAUGCUCAUAUUAUAAAUACACAUAUUUAGUAAUUUUAAUUUUGUGUAUUUUUAGACAUUUGUUUUGGGUAUGUUUUAAUUUAUUUACACACUCGGAUUUGUACUUUGUAUUUGGUUUGCACCACAAAUAACAUCUGUAGGAGCUUCUAAUACUAUAGCAAUUUUAGCAACAGCUUUAGGAUUAUUGAUGUCAAUUGUAGCUAUUGAUAUUGAUACUGAUGCUUAAUCUUCUAUUCUAAAUAAAGGAGGUAAAUAUUUUAAAAAGAAUCAUGACAAAUAAAUAAGUUCUACAUUACAUUAACAUUAAUAAUAAAUUGAAGGAGAAGAAAUCUAAUUAGAUUAAUAACCUCAUUAAGAUGAUUAAAUGGAAAUUGAGUAAAUUUAAUCUGAAAUCUUACCCUAAACCUUUAUUGAAAAAUAUUUAGGAUUCUUUAAUAAACAUCAAUAUCCAUCUAUUUAUUGGUACUUAUUAUGGUUUUAUUCUUUUGCAUCCACUUCAGUAUUAGUACUAGUAGAUUAUGCUUAAGAAUUUUUAUAUGAUAAAUGGUUGAAUAAAAUCGAUAAUGGAGAAGUAUUAGCAUGGAAAUUAGUAACUCUGAUGUGGCUUUUUUCUGGAGUUAUAACACCAUUAUUAGGUUUUGUUAUAGAUAAAUAUGGAUAAAGAUCUUCACUAGUAAUUAUUCUUUAUCUACAUAUUAGACAAUCUUUUCAGGUUUAAUGGCUAUUUGGGCACAUAUUUUAGUACUUUUAUAAUCACCAUUUGAAGGACUAUUAUUAUUAGGAUUAUCAUUUGCAUUGUCUUAUACAACUGUUUGGAGUGGAGUUUUAUAUUUAACUCCACCAAAUACUCAUGGUAGAAGUCUUUCUUUGUUUGUUUGUCUCUAAAACUUUGGUAUCACUAUUACUCCAUUCAUUUGUAAAUUCUUUGAAUAGUACAAUAUAUUUAAUUUAAUUUAUAGAUUGACAUCAUCCACUAUUGUUACUGAAAUAUUUUUAUUAGUAUUAGCAAUCUUAGCCAUGCUCAUAUCAUUAAUGGUUUAUAGUGAAGAUAAGAAAUUUGUCAAUCUUAUUGAUAGAGGUCUUGAAGUUGUAAGUGAAGUUUUCACAGAGUAUAUUAUUUUUACUAAUUUAACAAAGACCCUCUUCCAAAUUAAGAAGUAAAGAGCAAAUUUGA
Paramecium sonneborni is the source of this 1585-nucleotide messenger RNA. The record is from the annotation of a GenBank genome assembly. NCBI's taxonomy places the organism in Eukaryota, Ciliophora, Oligohymenophorea, Peniculida, Parameciidae.